GGAAGAUGGAGAAUUUCGACAUGGCAUCACAUCCGCAGAGGCGUCCACGUAGAGGGGCUUGCAGCACGACGCGCCGAAGUGACCCACUUCAGUCCGAACGCAGCAGCCGGCCCUCGCAACGAUGGCCAUCCAUCACUCGGCCAAUGUGGAGGACCGCCAUGACCCUCGCGCUGUCGUCCUUGCUCGUCAGCAUGCUUUCUUCCACUGUCGAUGCCUUUCUCAUGCUGCCGGCGAGGCAGCAACUGUUGUCUGUGAAAGAUCUGGGCAGCAAGUUGCCGGAGAGGCCGGGGAUUCGGUUACCACGACCACAGCAGCAUUGUCCUUUCUCCCGCUCCUCACCCAUGGGCCUUUCUGCGACUGAUGAUCGUGGGAGUGGUGCUGCUGACACCGAUCAGGCAUCGGACGUGCCGCCUUACAGGGCUUCCAUCACGCUGCUCUUCGACGGCUCCAACUUCAUGUGUCAGCAGUAUCUAUCACUGCUGUGGGCGCGGGACUAUGGCGUGUCAGCCUUGAAGCUCGUGGACAUCUCUUCGCUGACACAAGAGGAGUCAAGGCGGCUGGAGAGCGAGCUGGUAAACCGCGGCUUCAACCAGCUGACCAUCGGCAACUGCAGGUGUCGCGUGCAUGCCAUUCUGCCCGACGGCCGCCUUCUGCAGGACGUCCAGAACGACCCCCAGACCCUGCUGUUUGAGUACAACUAUCUGCGUAGCGCCAUCAGCAGCCGCACCGGCCCGCAGCAGAGGCUUCUCGACUCGGCCGUCCAAAUAGAGGUCGCGAGGAGGCGGGCGACCAGGAAGGGCGACUGGUGGAUCGACCAAGAGGUGGCAAAGACGGCGGCCAAGCAGCUGGAGAAGGAUGGGUUUGUCGUGGUGGAGCGGUUCCUGGAGGCCUUCCAGUGCGAGUCGGUGCUGAAGGAGGUCGAAGGGCUGGUGAGGGAAGACACCGGGCUGGGCAAGGAGCUGAGGAGGGACGGCGUCAAGGUGCCUUUGCUUGAGAAGAACGUGACUUUUGAGGAGUACAAUUCCCAAACCGUCGAUGGACUCAGCCGGGCGCUGGGCACGACGUCCGGUAAGUGCGCCAACUAACUAGUUAGCCGAGGAAUCUUCUGACUUUCUGUCUGCGGGUGUGUGUCCUUCUUGCUGUGAGCAGGUGUGGUGGACCAGGUGGACGGAUUGAUGAGGGCCGUGGCGCCCCACCUCUCGGCGGUGGCUGCAAACCCUUCACAAAUGAGAAGGCAAGGCCGCACAUUGCACCGGGCACUGUUGCUCUGACACCCACAGCUCAGCUCCUCCAUGAAUGUGUGUCUGUCUGUAUGUGCAGGAUCGGCGACGCGGUCCUUUUCUGCCGCGACCAGGAUGGAGCGUCAGCACUGAGCGAGCCGUCACAACGUGACCCACCAUCUGCCCUGCAGGAGGGCGCCAAGAGGUUCUAUGCGGCGCUGUUCGUCAACACAGACUGGAGCCCCAGCGGUGAGCACACAAGCUACCAUUGGAGGCGAUGCGAACUGCUCGUUCAUGAGGUGCUUUCUGUCCUGCUCAGUUGGCGGGGGCCUUCGUCUGUCGGCGCCGUCGGAGUCCUCGCCGUCCCCUGUGCCAGUGCUGGAGGCAACGCCGCUCGGGGGCCGUCUGAUCCUGUUCGACGCACAGAGAUACAUGCCCGAAGUAAACAGACUGAUUCAUGACAGGACGCAUUUGCCAUGACGACUGGCAAUGUCGAUCGAUUGCGUCACUUCCCCCUCUGCAGCUACCAGCCUGCUUCGCGACCAGCUACGAGGUCCAGUUUGAGUACCAGCUCACGCCAGUGACUGCCUCUGACCAGCCCCCCUCGCCGCCCAUCCCCACCGAGCCCUUUCCCCUCCCCGACGACACCGAGAGGCAACUCGCAGCCACCAUCAGCAGGCUCGAGGCACAAUCGGGUGCAACCAACAGCAACGGCCCGCCACAGCUACUAUCUGCCUCCGCAAUGGAAGCAGCCUCGUUCUCUCGGCCGUCUGCAUGGCAUAGGGAAAGGGAGAGGGACGGCCGGUUCUCGUUGAGGCGGCUGGCUUGGGGCAUGGACGAGUGGCGUCAGAACGAGUUGGGGGGGAGGGGUGGGCGGGAUGGGUGUGGGUAUGGGUUGACGGCGCUUGCGGCGGUGAGGGACUCAACGAAUCUGGUUGAGAGUGUCGGCCGCGAGUAUGUGGAUCCCUCUGAAUAUGACCAAGCCAUCGAAGCCCUCAGCGACGAGGUGAGGGAGGUGUGCGCACAUUGGCAGGCAGGUCAGACAGCAAGAAUCCAUGUGAUGACACGUGAGUGUGUGUGCGUGUUCAGGAGUUGAUGCGGCUGAUCGAGAAUGGUCACUUUGGCGCCAUUCCAGGGCUUAAAGAGGAGAUGGACAAACUCAGCGUGAGUGGCCACCACCACCGCCGCACACACAGCCACCAGCCCAGCAUCUCUCCUGUGCGUCUGUAGGGCUCUGAGGAGUGGAAGGCUCUCGAGCCAGAAGGCCCUGCCCCCGACACAGAGACCCCCGAAGAGAUACAGAAACGCCUGGACGCACUCCUCCAGCAAGAGCAGGAGCAGGCUCACGCGCGGCAGGAGUCGGACGAGCGGCUGAUGCGACAGAGGGGGCUGGAUGUGGCCAAGGCAGCAGCGCUGGACCCCAACUACCUGGCCGACCUGGCAGAUGUGGACCCCAUCGAUUUUGACGACGGCGAGGACGAGGGCGAGGGCGAGGGUGACGGCGAGAAUGCGACGCCUGAGGAGAGGCUCGAGAGGAAGGACCGUGUGCGGGAGACUGAGCGCAGGAGGGCCAAAAAGUUCCUGCAGAAGCUCUAUGAGGUGACCUGAUCAGGGAGAGAAAGGAGAGGUGACCGACAGGGCACCGAGGAAGGCAUGCGUGUGUGUGUGUGUGUGUGUGUGUCAGGACAUGAAUCUGAAGGCCGGUGAUGUGCACGAGGAGCCCUUCACCCUCCCAGAUGGAUCCACUGACGUGUAAGCGCUGCCACACCGAUGGCAUCCAUACGCUUUCCACCCAUGACGUGCCUUUGAUCUGUGUUGUGUGGCCCAUGCAGGUAUUCAUGGCGUGAGACGCCAGAGGAGCUGGAGGUCUGGGUGCCGACGCCAGAUGGGCUGGGCAAGAGGGGCGUGGUCUUCGGCUCCACGCCAUCGUCGAUCAGCAUUGGGUUUAGGUCACCUGCCGACACACACGUCGCCACCGUCCUCGACGGAGAGGUCAGCAUCUGGACGGAUGGAUGGAUGGAUCACUGUACAGUCCGCCCAUAUCUGUCUGUGUCCGGUGCGUGUGUGUGUAGCUUGAGGGCCGGAUAAUGUCUGACGAAACCUACUGGACCAUCGACACCGACGACAGGUCGCAGAGGCAGAUGCUCCACGUAAGAAACAAGACAAAGGAAAACACAUCCGUCAAAAGAAGAGGCUACGCUGCCGGUGGUAUAACAUCAUGCACAUUUGGCGUUCCUGUGCGUCUGCUAAUCUGUGUCAGGUGACGUGUCCCAAGCGGAGGAACAAGGAGUCUCAGUCGAUGUGGGGCCGCAUCUUUCGAUCAACUCAGGAACAAGAGGCGACAUAGCCAGAGAGAGAGGCGGGGAGAGGGGACGGACGGGUGGAUGAGCGUGUGUGGCAGGCACAAAGUACAGCUGCAUUCAAUCUUCCUUCUAGGAUUGGGACUUGAUUGAUGCGACUACAGCAUUUGAAUGCGAGUCUGAGCGGG
Molecule: messenger RNA, 3708 nt
Organism: Vitrella brassicaformis
Lineage: Eukaryota; Vitrellaceae
Source: the annotation of a GenBank genome assembly